This is a messenger RNA of Laccaria bicolor S238N-H82, 1083 nucleotides long. RefSeq lists its product as uncharacterized. The coding region runs from base 1 to 1083 and encodes 360 amino acids. NCBI's taxonomy places the organism in Eukaryota, Fungi, Basidiomycota, Agaricomycetes, Agaricales, Hydnangiaceae. The record is from RefSeq and is a predicted model, not a curated record. The transcript is spliced from 17 exons.
AUGUAUACGACUUUCUCAAUGAGCGGCAUGUGGAUCAACCUCAUGUUUUCCGGAGGAAUAGAUGUUGUGCUCGAAUAUUCCUCCAUUCCGGCGAUACUGGUGAGAAUAUGGAAAGAACAAUGCUCUGCCAUUAUAAGCGCGCGCUGGCUGAGUGAGCUUGUCGGAGUUACUCAGUUAGACGCUUGCUGGUCACGAGGUUACAUCACUUGUUUACAAUACUUCCUAGUGUUCCCCAAAGGAGGGCAACCAAUCCCAACCAACACCGAAGAAUACAAGGACCACAACCAGAUUGAUGAGGAGGUUGUGAUCCGCCGCUGUUGUUUGUCGGGUUUCAUUCGCCAUUUGGUUGCCAUGUCGCUGACAGCGACGUGGCACCUGGAUUCAGAGUCAGACAGGAGUAUCAGGGGGAGUAGGAAGAGCCUAGACGAUGACAACAUCGCGAUGCUUCAAGGGAAGCUCAACUCAAAACUCGACCUUUCUGCGGUUCACUCGUGGCAGCUGAUUACACCGCCAAUUGGCGCACAGGUUGAUGGCGGGUUGCCAAAUUUCCUGAUGCUCAUCAAAUCUGUCACCUGCAAGGGCUAUUCGUACGCAAAUACAGCUUGUAACCGUGCACAGUUCAAAUACUUCCAACCCCAGCUCAACCUUCCUCACUCUCACCUUCCGUCUCCGGCACCAUUCUUCUCUGUCACCACCGUCAAUAACCACCAGCACCCUGCAUCAAUCGUUCAAAUGCCCUCAACGAUGCAACGCCAGCGGACAUGCCACAUUGUCCAGAUGGUGACGACGCAAAUCAUUGUCACCGUCCCCUUGAAACAAGACAAAUGCCGACAAACGAGGACGACCAACGACGGUGAAUGUCCAGGCCAUAUUGCCAUCGGCAAUGAUCUACAACAACGAACGACGUCGAGGGGCCACGUCGUCGACGGCAAUGUGACAACUAGCAACGGACCAACGACAAUGCACGACGAACGCCGAACAACAUCGCGUCACACCCCUCCUUUUUACCUUGUUCGUGCAUCUGUUCUAGCCCGUUGUCAAAAUGCAAUCUAUUCUUUUGUUUAUGUUCUCAAAUUGAAAUAA